UAAAUAAGAAAGUCAGUAUAUAAGUAACAGCAGUGUCAGUUUAAAAAUCAGUUGAUUUCAAACCUUAAUACAAACUUUCAAACUUCAAUUAAAAACCAAAAAGGAAAUAAUAUGGCAAAAUUAUUCCAAAAUAUUUUCAUUGUGUUUGUCGUUGUUGUCGCAUUUGUAGCAGCCACACAGGCCGAAGAUUGUGGAGAAAACAAAGAGUUUAAUACAUGUGGCUCUGCCUGCCCCGAUAGAUGUGGUGAAUCUGGUAUGAGAGCCUGCACCAUGCAGUGUGUUGUUGGUUGCCAGUGCAAACGCGGUUAUAUGCUCAAUUCCAAAGACGAAUGUGUUCUUCCAGAAGAUUGUUAAUUAAAGGAUUUUUUUAAAUAAUAUUCCAAAAUAAUAUGUAAAUAUACAUAUACUUACUUACAUAUAUAUGUAUAUAAAAAAUAAAAAAAUGUUCAUAUAACAAUUA
Lucilia cuprina (Australian sheep blowfly) is the source of this 460-nucleotide messenger RNA. Its product is annotated as chymotrypsin inhibitor-like. The transcript is spliced from 2 exons. Lineage: Eukaryota; Metazoa; Arthropoda; Insecta; Diptera; Calliphoridae. The coding region runs from base 112 to 354 and encodes 80 amino acids. The record is from RefSeq and is a predicted model, not a curated record.